Messenger RNA from Panonychus citri (citrus red mite), 1649 nucleotides. RefSeq lists its product as uncharacterized. The record is from RefSeq and is a predicted model, not a curated record. Gene Ontology annotation, molecular function: adenosine kinase activity. The coding region runs from base 145 to 1203 and encodes 352 amino acids. NCBI's taxonomy places the organism in Eukaryota, Metazoa, Arthropoda, Arachnida, Trombidiformes, Tetranychidae. Gene Ontology annotation, biological process: purine ribonucleoside salvage. Gene Ontology annotation, cellular component: nucleus; cytosol. The transcript is spliced from 3 exons.
UGUGACAUGUGAUAACAUUUUCUUUUCUUAUUUUGUUAACAUUUACGUUUUUGUUUCUUAUUUUCAUUAAUUGUUCCGUGGUUUUGGGUGAAUUAUUUAAUCAUCAUUAUCCCUUUCGAUCAUAAUUACACAUUAGUAGACAAAAUGUCUAAUCCAGUUGAAUUAAAUGAAGGUGAUAUAUUUGGCCUUGGUAAUCCUUUACUUGAUCUAAUCUCAGAGGUUGAUGGCGAUUUCCUGGUAAAAUAUGGUUUAAAAGCCGACGAUGCUAUUCUUUAUGAAGAUAAGCAUCAGGGUUUGGAAAAAGAAAUGCUUACCAAAUAUCAAGUCAAUUAUGUUGCUGGUGGUGCUGUUCAAAAUACCAUGAGAAUUACUGAAUGGCUACUUGGAUUUAAGCCUAAUAUUUGUACUUACAUGGGUUGUAUUGGUAAAGAUGAAUUUGGUAAUAGAAUGCAGCAAGAAGCUAUCAAAGACAAAAUCAAUUGCAUCUAUCGUAUUGAUGAUAAUGAAAAGACUGGCUACUGUUGUGUUCUAGUUACUGAUAAAGGUAAAGCUAGGUCACUUGUCGCUUAUUUGGGAGCAGCAAAUCAUAUGAAAAAGGAGCAUCUCAUGGAGAAUUGGUCAUUUGUCGAGAAGGCUAAAAUUCUUUACGUUUCUGGUUUCCAUUUGACUGUUUGCGUUCCUGCCAUUUUAGAGGUUGCUAAACAUGCAGCUAAUUCAGACGAGAAACGAUUCUGUUUCAAUUUAAGUGCUCCUUUCGUUUGUGAAUUUUUCAAAAAUGACCUGAUGAGUGUUUUACCCUAUGUUGAUAUACUUUUCGGUAAUGAUACUGAAGCCUCAGCAUUGGCCUUGGCUCAUGGCUGGGAAGCUAAAGAAAUUUCAGAAAUUGCCAUGUUAAUCGCUAAAGGGGAAAAGGUUAACCCUAAGAAAUCAAGAAUGGUUGUGAUAACUCGUGGUGCAGAUCCAAUAGUUGUCGCAACAAGCGAUUCUGACUCAGUUUCAACUUAUCCCGUUGAUAAACUUGAAUCGGGAAAAAUCAUCGACACCAAUGGAGCGGGUGAUGCUUUUGUCGCUGGUUUCAUUUCUCAAUUGAUUCUUAAGGCAAAUGUUGAUAAUUGUAUCAAGGCUGGUUCUUAUGCUGCCCAACAAAUCAUCCAAUGUGAAGGAGCUCAAUAUCCCUCACAUCCAGCUCAAAUUAAAUUCUAGCUUAUUAAUUAGAUUGAAAAUAAUUCUUUGGUUUUUUUUCAAUUAAUCAUUUACAUUUUACUUUUGCUGCUUUAUUUCUAUUGGUUUUGGGACUGGAACAAUAUUUUUUCUUUCAACUUCUUAUCAAUAUACAGAAAAACCUUUAGUGCCAUGAUUAACUCAUUUUCUGGUUAACAAUUGAACAAAUUAUUUUGACUGAUUGGCUUACAUAAAUCAUUUUUUAUGUAUCCUUAAUGAUCAACAAUCAAAUAGUUUUUAAUGCAAAGAAAUCAUACAAGCAAAACCUUUGGAAUCUGCUUGAUUUUCUAAUACAAUAAAUACUUCUCUUCAUUAGGUGAUUAAUUUUUUUUAUCAAUUCUAAUUAAUUGAUUCACUGAGAUUAUCCUAAAUUCAUCAAUUAAUAAAUCGUUUUAUCUAAUCAUUUGAUUGGUAACUUGGAGAUUUAA